UAGAGGGAGCCUGAGCCCGCCUGACUCCUCCGGCGUCAAUGGUCCGGGGCUGGGUUUCGGGGCUGGUUUCUUUCUCUCUCCUCCUACCCGGCCCUGUUCGCUUCCUUCCCCCGCGACCGCGCUCGGAGCAGGCAGGAAGGGAGGCGGCGGGAUGGGGCCGCUGCCCGCAGGGAUGCGUUAGUGCCCGGACACCCCAGCCUGGGCCCCGCCGGGACGCGGUAAAGCCAAGACACCCGAGCAUCUCUGCAAUGGCCUCAGGGAAUGAUGGUGACCCGCUGAGGGACUGGGGGCGGAGGGGAAGCAACAGGCAGAGGCCGUCACAGGAGCUCAACUCAGAGGACCAGGUGGCUGAGGAGACGGAGGAGGUGUUCCGGAGCUAUGCCUACUACCGCUACGAGCAGGAGAGAGAGGAGCGAGGGGAAGAGGUGCCCGUGGACCAGGAGAUCAUGGACAUCGAGGAGGAGCUGGGCAGCAUCGGGAGCCAGGUGGGACAGCGCUUGGCCAUCAUAGGCGACGACAUCAACAAGCGGUACGACGCGGAGUUCCGCUGCCUGCUGAAGUCCCUGCAGCCCACCAAGGAGAACGCCUACGAGUGCUUCACCCGAAUAGCCUCCAGCUUGUUCGAGAGCGGCAUUAACUGGGGCCGGGUGAUCGCGCUGCUGGGCUUUGGCUACCGCAUGGCCAUCCACGUCUACCAGCAAGGCAGGACCGGCUUCCUGCGCUGGAUCGCCCGCUGCGUCGUGGAGUUCAUGCUCCGGAACCGCAUCGCCCGGUGGAUCGCCCAGCAGGGAGGAUGGGCGGCUGCACUCGAUCUGGACAACGUUUACAUGAAGUACAUGCUGGUGGUGGUGGCCCUGGUCAUGGUGGGACAUUUAGUGGUACGACGCUUCUUCAAGCCCUAACCGAGGUGGUGGCAGAGGCUGGGGGGGGGGUCUGGCCAAGCUCUCUCAAAUCUCUGCUCUUCAUUGAUCUUCCUCAAGAGAGGGGGGAUUUGAGGAACCUCCAAGAGAGAGCAGCUUGGACCUGAGACCCACCACAGGGCCCAGGGUCUCUGCCAUCCAUGCAGACACCACCAGGAACUAUGGAGAGAAGCGGAGGGAGGGAGGGAGGGAAGGUUCAACUCUGUUGCCUGUUGCGUGCCUCACUCAGCUGCUGUGGACAGAGCAUCGCUGCUGCGCUCCCCGCGUGGGGCAGGGAGGCAGAGCCGGCUCCUCUGGAGACAGGAGUGUGGAGGAGCAAAGGUGUUGUGGGGAUGCCCACACGUGGGCCCCGUCUGCUCCUUGGGGCAGGCGUGGAGCUCCCCGUUUGCUGAUGGCUCUCCUCAAGCCCAUGCCUUUGAAGAGGGGUUGCAGCCUUGGGUGCUGCAGUUGCUGUCUGUAGAGGCACCGGAGGGGCAAGCCAGCAUGAGCACAUGUGGGGCUUGCUUUCGUCUUCCCUCUGUUCCUGAGCCCAACUACUUGAGCCUUCCCUUUCAACAAGCAUCCCUACCCCUUUUAAAGGACCGCACUGCCUGCUCUGACAAUCCACGGCAGCGCUGGCGGGCAGGAUUCCCCUUCCAACGCCUGACCCUGGAGACCUGCUGCUCUCCCAUGGCUGAUGUGGGUGCUGGGUGCUCAGAGCUGGGGAGCACCAGCAGGUUUCCAAACACUAAAGGCCUUGGGGCGGCUGAUGGUUGGUGCGGGCAGGCUGCCUGCCCUCCCUGCCCUUCUGCUUCCACUCAGUAGCUUCAGAUGCUGGCAGAUGAGCAGCCCAACUGUGACCAUUUGGUCUCCCUUGUUCCCAAUGGGAGCCCUGGAGUUGUAUCUCCCCCUACAGCAGCUCUUUGCCUCCUGAGCUCAGCUGGGCAGGAUGGUGCAGACGUGCUGCGGUUGAGCCCAGGGCUGUGGUGCUUUAGAGCUGCUUCUUCUGGGCACAGCAUCUUUGGGAAGUGCCUUGACCUUGUUCUGUUCAUGACUAAUGGUUAAACAUGACUUUGGGGGAGUGGGGCAGGAGCAGGACCCACUCUCGCACCUCAAACCUUUCUGACUUUUACAAACUAUGGAGAGUACCUCAGCAUGGUUUAGCUCUGUUCUUUUUACCAGGUGACUCUAAGGCUUGAAACUGUGAUGGCCCCUUCUGAGCCAAACUCACCCCUCCAUCUCCUAGAGCGAGUCAGCAGCUGGGGAGGGAGACGGAGGGACUGGAGCUAGGAGGUGAGCAGUGGUCCCGUACCCAGGCUCCUCUCCCAGUGCAGUCAGAGCCCCAGAGACUGGGCACACCGAGAGAGCCCAAGGGGGUCAGAUCUUGAGAGCGGCCCAUCUGCCACAUAGGAAAGGCACUCCUGGCAGACAGCUGCCUAACCUGCUCCUAACCCCCCCUGCAUUGCCUCCCCACCACUUCCUACCUUAACCUUUAGGUGAGGUUUCCCCUCCACGCCUUGCUGCAGUUGAAGCUUGUUACUACACAUCCUGUCCAAGCACAGAGACAGGGCCCCUUGCAUCCCUUCUUGCUGCUGCAGAGCCUUAGCAGAACCAGCCAUAACAUUAUAACACUUACAUCCCUCGUGUUCCUGCCUCCCUUCACAGAACAGGGAACUUCUGAGCCUGUUUCCAUAUCAGGGUCUUUCUGUGCUUGUCAUUUUGACCCUGUUUCUGCAUUAUCCCUUUCCCUGGGCUGUGCUUCAUAGAAAGGCAUUAAAAUACUUGCUAUAAUA
Molecule: messenger RNA, 2692 nt
Organism: Pezoporus flaviventris
Lineage: Eukaryota; Metazoa; Chordata; Aves; Psittaciformes; Psittacidae
Gene: BAK1
Product: BCL2 antagonist/killer 1
Exons: 6
Coding region: 39-902 (287 amino acids)
Biological process (GO): intrinsic apoptotic signaling pathway in response to DNA damage; extrinsic apoptotic signaling pathway in absence of ligand; regulation of apoptotic process
Cellular component (GO): mitochondrial outer membrane
Molecular function (GO): protein homodimerization activity; protein heterodimerization activity
Source: RefSeq, a predicted model, not a curated record